Molecule: messenger RNA, 1791 nt
Organism: Habropoda laboriosa
Lineage: Eukaryota; Metazoa; Arthropoda; Insecta; Hymenoptera; Apidae
Product: protein APCDD1-like
Exons: 5
Coding region: 1-1791 (596 amino acids)
Biological process (GO): negative regulation of Wnt signaling pathway
Cellular component (GO): plasma membrane
Molecular function (GO): Wnt-protein binding
Source: RefSeq, a predicted model, not a curated record
AUGCAGCCGUUGAUCCUUGUUACUAUUUUCUGCUUAUUUGCAGAGUUCACUUGUACAGUUUGCCUAGAUGUGAACAGAGAAGAUAAUCGUUGCGAGAUAAUGAUGAAAAGAAUAGCUUCGGAAGACAAGGCAAUUGUAACAGAUAACACACCAUCUAGAUUACGUACAACUUGGAUAUCCCAAGAAUGUGAACUACGUGUUGGGCCUAGAUAUAUCACAAGAAAGUACAGUUUCUUCGACAACGACACGUUUCUUCUGUUGCAAUAUCAUUAUGCCGAAGAAUCAUGCAGCAUCGCAACGUAUACCGUCGUGGCGCGUGGUUCCAUCAAUAUUUCCUCACCGUCCGUCACGAUUCCUGGUGCUGUGGAAACUAAUGUACAAUUGGAUUCGGUUCACUUGAUACCGCUCAACAGACAAGUUGCUCAUAAAUUUGGACGUAGAGUGAAUGCAAGUUGCGGCGGCGUCGAGACUAAGUGGCGUCCUUACUUGGCUCAAUUGAUCUACGAACGACCCACAGAUUUUUCGUCAGACACGAGCUUACACGUGCACGACUUGAAUUCUAAUUCUCUUCAAAGCCGUUCGCUACGUUCAAGAAGACGACACACGUUGGAUUGUCUCGAAUCUUUUGGUAUCGAGUUCGACGAACUAAGACUGCUGCGAGUCGAAGUGAAAAGAUCGAAACUUGCGACGAAUUCAUCGAGACGCGAUACGGUUAGCACGUUGGACAAAAGUCACGAAACAGUGGAAUUAUUGCUUGGUGGACUUGCUCGAAAUGUUCGUUCUCAGAAAAUAGAACCAAGACCAAAUCGUUUGCAAGCUACACCUCUAUUGCACGUUCGUACGGCCUUCGGUUGUCCGAUUUGUGGAAGCGUGAUUAGAGCUACCGAAUAUAGUCCACCUUUGUUUCAUCAAACACCAUCCUUUCCAGCGGUGAUCGGUGGUCUCUGGUUGAGCAUCAGAUGCGAAAGCAUCGAUGGAGGCUUUUGGUCCAGGAGAUUCUUUAGGAUUUACUCCGACAACAGCAGAUGGUUCGCGCGUUGGACCUCCUACGCUGAUUCAGCGUGUUCAAAUUCUUUAUACAUGGUUACCGCAGCUGGGACUUACGUUCAACGAGCUGUUCGAAAAACUCGAGAUACUGAUCGUUCGAACGUGAACGGUGAUGUUGAGAACAUUUUGCAAGGGAGCGACGAAUCAAUUACGUUGCGAGCAAAUCAAAGACAGAAGAUGAAGGUCGAUCAACAGGAGAUCGUUGAUCGUAUGACACCUUUCUCAGCUCAAACAGACCUUACUCUACCUUCUGGAACAACUGAAUUAGAAUUACGUAUCCUCGAGAGUCUGUUAAUUCCUGUUAAUAAAACAACGUCAACUCGUUGCGGGACAAGUACGAAAGGAGCAAGAGAAAUGAAACGAGUAAGAGAAAACGAAGGUGGUUUAUGGUCGAAAAAUUGCAUACCGCCAGGUGUCGAAGCUUCUGAAACUUUAACAUUCAAAGCAAAAAUUGGCCUUGAUUGGAAUGGGGAUUACACGUUGCUUUUAGCUUCAUCCAAGAACGAUCUUUGGGAGGCACCUCUUCGACGUUGUUCCAGUGCAUCCACGAGAAAUUAUUUUCGAGCAAAGAACAAUUUUCGAGAAUCCUGGCACGAGUAUUUAGCAUUUUCUCGAAGACGCAAUCGUUACGACAGAUUCAAUCGAUAUAGACGGCAUUGGUUUUCUGUUUCCUCUGCUACGUGCCUCUGGACAAAUACUUUAUCCGUCAUGCUGCUUUUAUACUGGUUACACCUUGCCUAUUGA